Messenger RNA from Phoenix dactylifera (date palm), 909 nucleotides. The record is from RefSeq and is a predicted model, not a curated record. Lineage: Eukaryota; Viridiplantae; Streptophyta; Magnoliopsida; Arecales; Arecaceae.
UUCCCAUCCAAGGCAAGCCGAGCGGUCGGCUCUCUGCUCCCAAAUCCCAACCUCCCCUUCUCCUCUUCCCUCCGCUCCGGCGCCGCCCGUUCACCGCCGCCUACCACCGUAGGACCGUCCCGGCGUCCGACCGCGCUGCCCGAACGCCGUCCGCGGUCUCUCCCUUGUUACAAGAUCCCUAGGCUUGUAGUUUAUUCUAGGGUUUCUUAACCAUCCAAAAGCUACGCUUUUUGCCCCGGAUUCCUGGAACAUGGCAAGCAAAGCUAGUGGUGAUAUCAGGGAACCGAUGAAUGAGCAAGCAAUUGCAAAUAUGUAUGCGACCAUGCGCUCUGAGAUGAGCCAGUUCUACUCAAAGAUCACAGAAUUAGAGAUGGAAGUCAGCGAGCAUUCCCUUGUAAUUGGUGCAAUACAGCCGCUCGAUCCCUCAAGGCGCUGCUAUCGGAUGGUUGGUGGUGUGCUGGUAGAGAGGACGGUUAAGGAGGUCCUGCCUGCAGUGCAGCGCAACAAGGCAGGCCUUGAAGAGGUCAUUGCUCGCCUUAACGAGGCAUUGGAGAAGAAGAAAAAAGAGAUCGCGGAGUUUGAGUUGAAGCAUAAGAUCAAGAUCAGGAAAGCAGACACCGAGGCUAACGAUGACGGUAACCGUAAAGAAGGUUCUGCUCAGGGUGUUCUUGUAGGUCCGGCAAAUGAGUAGGGCGAGGGAUGGUACAUUAAGCUACAAAGAGUUAAACUUCUAGAUGGAAAUGUGGUUACGUUAACUGCGAGCAUGGAUGCUAUUGUAUUUUUGUGUUAAAGGAUACAUAUUUGCGUUUGGUUUUGGACUGCCUCAAAAAAUGACAAGCUUAAGUGGAUAAAUGCUGUGAAUGCUUCAACUUCGACAAAUCUUUAGUUCUCUGUUAUCAGUUGACCUUU